CAGCACAAAGACGCAAAACAGACAAACCACCGCAUGCAUCAAAAUGCUGUGUGAUAGACUGCCGAAUGAAUGAUAGUAUACUAGCUAGUACAUGUAGAGUAAAGCAAUGAUUCUGUUGCUGGUUCGGUUGGUUGUGGACCCAUUGACGAGUGUGUUGACACUGCUAGUCCGCUCGGUUUUGUGGUUUUCCUUGUUCUUUUCUCUGGCAUAUUCCUUGGGAUGGGUCCAACGUCUUUUGUGGUUCUUGUUGGAGCAAUCGACCUCGGAUUUGUGGAAUGGCACUCCCGUGACGAUUGGGUCUUUGGAGAUUGAUUUGAUUCGAGGACGGAUUUGGGCGACAAAUGUUGUCAUUCACACUCCCAAGAGGGAGGAAUGGGGUUGGGAGAGUCCUCUGAUUUGUCGCAUUGGCCGACUCUAUGUGGAACACAACUGGAUCACGUCCUUCUUUACCAUGGUGGUCAAAAUGGCAUGUGGCCACGGACAAAAACAAAUAUUGGAGCUCUACACUAUUGAGGUUUCUGAUAUUCAGGGGUUCAUUGAGCGAAAACAGCACAUUUUCAACUUUUAUUUAAUGGACCAAUGGCUCGAUUUGCCAGAUCCAAAGGACUUGGAUGACAACGAUAAGGAGGCACGCAAAAAGAGCCAAAUUGAUCCUCAUGCUCGACCGCAUCACCACCAGCAACAAUCAGCAGAUGUCUUCUCUUCCAUCAACAACGCCAAUGAUGGAAAUAGGAAUGACAAUCAAUCAGAGGCUUCGGUGGAUUUUAGCAUGGAACAUCCAGAUCAGGUCGAGGCGGCCUACGCUGCUGGCAACAACAACAACACUACUACUAAUACCUCUGUCAUCGAGGAAGACAAGGAUAUCCUCGAUGAACAAGAGGAUGAAAUUGCACAUCGACAAGCACAGCAGCUGGUGGACGAUAUGUUUAGUGCCGUCAAGUCCAUUGGACGAGCCGCACAGCAAAAAGGAUCCUUUGUCGGAGCAUUCAUUGAGCAAAGAGCACAGCUGGCAACCAAAUUGAAACAAUUCAAAGGGACCAAGAACAAAACAGAAGCCAUGCAAGAAGGAGUCAAAGUCAUACAAAGAGUGGGAAAAGCAGUCGCCAAGAAAACAAAGACUCUGCAAAAUGUCAUGCCCAAAAUGCCGAAUCGACGAGAACCAGACAUUCCACCCGUCUAUGGGCGGGUAGGAAGAGUCAUUAUCGAAGAUGCUCGAGUGUUUACUAGAAUCAAUACCAACAGUACAACUUCCAUGGGUGCUUCCACCGCUACAACAUCCACUGCCGGUACAUCGGUCAGCGGGAGCACCAUUGAUACCAGCAAACAAUUCACAAGUCCAGGCGGACAUCAACCUGGAGCAGCACCAUUGGAAGCAAACGAAGCGAAAUGGAACAAACCCAUUGGCAUUUCCGAAAUGGUGCUGCGUUCCGCCGAACUGUGUCCACCAAACUCACUUCUGGACGACAGGGGGCUGCCAGCCGUUUAUCAGCCUCUAGACACCAUUGCCGAUGUCGUCAUGAAGCGAGCGCUAGUGGGUCUGGCGAAGAGCAACACGUCGCGGUUCCUUCAAACGGCUCUGGGUGAGUUUCUGGAAAUGGAAUACUCGACAAUUUUUGGAGAAACAGAGUUUGCCAACCCAUCCACUACCGGGCGGCAAUCUCCAAUGCCUCCCACAUCGAGUACAGGUCCAGGAUCGGAUACCGGGAUAUAACUACUAGAUUUUAAAAACCAUUCAACAUUGCUGCUACAAUAGAGAGAACAGUUUUUGUUGCC
Messenger RNA from Seminavis robusta, 1773 nucleotides. NCBI's taxonomy places the organism in Eukaryota, Bacillariophyta, Bacillariophyceae, Naviculales, Naviculaceae. The record is from the annotation of a GenBank genome assembly.